This is a messenger RNA of Microtus oregoni (creeping vole), 602 nucleotides long. RefSeq names its product hemoglobin subunit alpha-like. The coding region runs from base 67 to 495 and encodes 142 amino acids. Lineage: Eukaryota; Metazoa; Chordata; Mammalia; Rodentia; Cricetidae. The record is from RefSeq and is a predicted model, not a curated record. The transcript has 3 exons. Gene Ontology annotation, cellular component: haptoglobin-hemoglobin complex; blood microparticle; hemoglobin complex. Gene Ontology annotation, biological process: oxygen transport; hydrogen peroxide catabolic process. Gene Ontology annotation, molecular function: oxygen binding; heme binding; iron ion binding.
AUAUAAGAGCAGCAGCUGCAAGUUCAACACACUCCUGAUUCUGACAGACACAGGAAGAAAUUCAUCAUGGUGCUCUCUGGGACCGACAAGAGCAACAUCAAGACUGCCUGGGGCAAGAUUGGCGGCCAUGCUGGUGAAUAUGGCGCCGAGGCCCUAGAGAGGAUGUUCGUGGCAUACCCCACCACCAAGACCUACUUCCCUCACUUUGAUGUGAGCCACGGCUCUGCCCAGGUCAAGGCCCACGGCAAGAAAGUCGCUGAUGCCCUGACCACCGCAGUUGGACACCUGGAUGACCUGCCCGGUGCCCUGUCUGCUCUGAGUGACCUGCACGCCCACAAGCUGCGUGUGGACCCUGUCAACUUCAAGCUCCUGAGCCACUGCCUGCUGGUGACCCUGGCCAACCACAUUCCUGCCGACUUCACCCCUGCAGUGCACGCCUCUCUGGACAAAUUCCUUGCCUCUGUGAGCACCGUGCUGACCUCCAAGUACCGUUAAACUGGAGCUUCAGGGCGUCUCCUGCCAGGCUUGCCUUCUGGACAGGCAGUCUCCCCUCCCUUGCACCUGUACCUCUUGGUCUUUGAAUAAAGCCUAAGUAGGAAGAA